GACCCAAGAAUUCUGUAGUUUUGUCCAAGGCUUUAGAGAGAACACAGCGCUCUCAAACAUACAGCAGAUCAAGAUGUCGUUUAAUUUCACUAUUCCAUCCAUGAACCUCUUUGAAUUCCCGAUGAGAACUGUUUCACCCACGGCUUCCAUUACAUCAGACAUAUCUUCAGUUUCUUGUCUGGAGGACACACCGGUACCUGUUUUACAACAUCUUAAAUGCAGCAUCUGCAUGGGAACCUUAAAGGAACCGGUCACUACAACCUGUGGGCACACCUUCUGCUAUUCAUGCCUGAGGCACCACCUAAACAAUAACCACAACUGCCCGCUUUGCAAAUCCUCAGUGAACGAGAGAUUAAAGACCAACAUCACACUUAAUGAGAUCCUGACCGCGUACCACGAGGCCCAAAGACCACAUCCACCUCAACCGAGUCCCAAUGACUUCACCGGACAGCCAGGGGAGGUCCCCUGUGACAUCUGCACUGACAAUCCCAAAAAAGCAGUGAAGUCCUGCCUGAUGUGCUCACAGUCGUACUGUGCCGAUCACCUCAAAGGCCACCAAAAACCGUGGCUCAAGGGCCACACGCUGAAGGAACCAUGUUCUGAUCUGGACCGGCGGAUCUGUAUGGACCACGGCAGGAUUCUGGAGUUCUACUCUGUUAGUGAGGAGAAGUUACUCUGCAGCUCCUGUGUGCAGGAUGGAAUGGAGGUCGUGGUGGUGGAAAAAGCCAGAGACAGGAAGCAGUCGGAGUUAAACUCCAAUAUUAAUAAAACAAAAGAGAAAUUACAACGGCGAGAGCUGAAAAAGAAGGAGUUUCACGAGUCUGCAACUUCCUGCCUGGGUCUGAUUGACCGGGAAAAGGAGGAACUAAAGAAGGUUUUCAAUGCCAUCACGGAGGCAGUAAAGAAGGCAGAGGAGGAGGUGCUACGCCCUCUAGAGGACAGGAGGAGAGAGGUGGAGCGGGAGGUGAAGGAUCUGAAAGGGAAGCUGCAGGAGGAGAUCACUAAAUUCAACAAAACCAUCUCAGAUCUACAAGAGAUCAGCGCUGAGGAGGAGCCCAUAUUUUUCCUACAGAGGUAUCCCAGUAACACAACGCUGGAUGAAGGCAGCGACUGGAGUGGAGUUGAUGUGGAUACCAGUUUGAUGUUCGGUACCUUACAGAGGACACAGAGGACCAUACUGGAUGAAGUUAACAACGAAUUUAAAAAUCUCCUCAUUAUUGAGAUUGAGAGGAUCAAGAAGUUUGCAGUGGACGUGACCCUGGAUCCAGACACAGCAAACCCUCAGCUCCAGAUUUCCGAUGACUUGAGGGAGGUACAGAGUGUCCGUGAGGACCUUCCCAAAACGAUGGGCGGAGACGACGGCGGCAGCUUUGAUAGGUUCGAUGUGUUCGGCAGUGUACUCGGCCAAAACCGGCUGACCCAAGGCGGGGCAUUUUGGGAGGUCGAGGUCGGAAACAAGCGAGGAUGGGACGUCGGGGUGGCACUAGAGGACGCCAACAGGAAGGGUGACCUGUCUCUAAAGCCCAGCCAGGGCUACUGGGUGAUCGUUCAUUACGAUGAUGAGCAUUACGCAGCUCUGGAGGACUCACCCAUCCUGUUGUGUCUUCAGAACAAACCCAGUAAAGUCGGCGUCUUCGUGGACUUUCAGGAGAAGCUGGUGUCCUUCUACGAUUUAGGAGCCAAAACUCACAUUCACUCGUUUACAGACUGUGAUUUCGGAGGGGGGGUUCGACCGUACUUCAGCCCUCACCUCAAUCAUGAUGCACCACUGGUCAUUCACCACUGUUAAUAAACAUUCAGUAAUUGUGACGUGCAAAAGUUUGGACACCCUUUUAGUUAUAAAGUCUCACAGCGUGAUUAGAUGGUACUGAGUGAAUAUGAAGAAGAGAUUGUGAGAUGCUUGGUAACUGACGGGUUGAAUUUAUGCUUUGCUUUUCUUGUAACGAUGCUAAAAAAUUAAAUGAAGCUUUAUGGUGCCCCCUUGUGGCAUUUCUGACCCACUACACACUUAAGUUAUUGGUUAUUAUUAGGGAUGUAAUGAUUCACCACAAUACAGUUAAUAACCAAUUCAAAAAUUCCACAAUUCAAAUCGAUAUUCACUUUAAACAGCGCUGGUGCUGGUUGCCAAAAUUCGGUUUUUUUUAGCCAAAUUAGGUUUAAAUUAUUUUGCGUAGUUUGUACCUACCUCAGAAAUAAAAGGACGUUCAUUAUUUAGAUAGAUAAAAGAUAAGCACAAAUACAUGAUUUUAUAUUAUUUUUUUAAGAGAAAUAAUAAAAGAAAACUUUGUCAUAGUUUGUCUUGAAUUUCAGUUUAAAAAAAUUGGGGAAAAAAUCGUAUCAUGAACCCAGUAUCAUAAAUCGCAUCGCGGGUAGAGUGUAUCGUUACAUCCCUAGUUAUUAUACAAUGGAAAGGAAAUAAAUCCAGUCUGAACAUUCUGACCCGUACAGAGAGAAUACAGAUCUGUAGUGCAGUGUGUGUGUUAGAAGAAAGUAGUUGUGUUGUAGGAAUUGUGGAUCCUUUAUACACUCAGGACCUCAUGAAGUUCUUGAUGUAAAUGCACAAUGCAAAUGGACGGAUACUUUAUCCAUCUCCAGGGAAAUUUUGGCCUCCAGUAGUUAAACAAAAAGAAGAAAAACCAAUACUAAUACACAACAUGUACGUAGCGUGUAGCAAAUAUACAAUAUACAGUGAGUAAAAAGUACAACAGUAUAGUAAAAAAUAAAGAAUUACUUGAUGAAUCUUGUGAAUUUCCCCACU
Messenger RNA from Trichomycterus rosablanca, 2758 nucleotides. Its product is annotated as E3 ubiquitin-protein ligase TRIM11-like. The record is from RefSeq and is a predicted model, not a curated record. Gene Ontology annotation, molecular function: protein binding. Lineage: Eukaryota; Metazoa; Chordata; Actinopteri; Siluriformes; Trichomycteridae. The coding region runs from base 74 to 1789 and encodes 571 amino acids. The transcript is spliced from 7 exons.